GAUAAAUUUAGCUGCACCUGUGGACAUCGGAUUGUGAACAGGAUAUACCUAAUGUUUCAUCAGUUCUAUGCCUAACUUUUAGAUAAAUACUCUCAACGUUUCUACAAUAAAAAUCUAGAUAGCCAAGUAUAUGGUUUACUUUAUGAGGUAUUUUACAAUAACUAAUACUAAAUGUGUAUGUAGUAGUUUGUAACACAUAAAACACAUUAAAAAACAUCAAACUUAAUUCCUUACGCAUAUGUGGAUGAUUUAUUCACAUUAAGUUCUAAUGAGUUUAACAUAUUUUAAAAUUUGACUUUUAUCUGAAUCAACGUUCCAAUUGUUUAAGAUCCUAAUAUGGUAAGUAGAAUAACAAUUUUUUAAAUCAUAGAAAAAAUAUCAAUGCAUUUUAAUAAUACUUGGAAGGGAAUAACAGUGGCAUAGUUGAUGACUGAACAUAGCAAUUGAAAUCCUGAAAUUGACCGUGCAAAAUAAAAGAGAACGUUUUAUAUGAUUUAACUUUAGAAGCGGCAACUAAAAGGAGCUCAUUCAUUUAGCAAGACGAAAACUAAUUAAAUAAGUAAAUGAUCCCUAUACCAGUUUAAUCUUUGAACUUUCUUGCUUGAAAUAUAAUUUUUCAGCCACCAUUAUUGAAUAAUCUUAACUUUUCAGUAAUAGAAGUUUAAAUUUCCGAUAAUCACUCAGUCUGGAGAUUUAUUUAUGUUAUUAAUGGGUAUGACCUAGAAGAAAAUGAUCCUAUAUACAAAAAUACCAAUUUGGCCAAUUUAAUCAAACCUGAUUAAAGAGUAAUUUGUUUUACUUUAACUCCAUCAAACUUAAUCAAACCGCGACAUCAUCAAACAAAUUAAAAUGUUUACAACUGCUCUCUGUUUUAGAAGUGAAAUUAAUGGUAACAAUUUAAUUAUUAGUUAGAGUAGAGUUUUCUUUGAUAAUAAUUAAUCUGAGAAACAGUAGGACAUUAAUUCUAUUCAUGAAAAACAAGAAAAUAAAGUUAAAUAUUUAAGCAUAUUUUAAUUGUCUUUGGCAAACAUUUUUAUUGUAUAUGUACUUUGACAUCCAAUGCCUGAAAAACUUUGCAUAAAUCAAAAUCUGGACAUGGAAACUAUCAAUAACACCCUAGUGUUGCAGUUGGAGUAUGAAAGCUACCAGAAACUCCUUUUUCAGUAGAAGAAUCAAAAUUAGGGAAGUGAAAAUAUCUGAGGAACGCCUAAAUAUAGAAGCAGGAAUAUAUCAAAAGUUAGAAGCGAAUACAUAUUUUAAUUUAUUGGUUGCACAAGCCAUUUUCGCAAAUCUAUUGUGUGAGGCUGAAUUUACAACGUAAAUAUACAGGGGUGUUUUCUAAUUGAAUAUUAAUAUUUAAGGAGGCGAUUUUUGGGUCCAGUUUAAGAAGAAAACUGAACGUAUGUCCUGAACUUUUUAACUUUUGAGAUACAGUUGACCUCAACUAAAUAUUUCAGUCGAUGAGUCCAUAAUUAUUUUUAGUACAAGUUAAUUGAAUAAUAAUUUGUAUUUCUUUUUCAACUCUCUUUAUAAGAAAACAAUAAUUCAACUUAAUUGAUACUAAUCACGUGUAAAGGGAUAGAGAUUUAUUUUCAUGGCCGAAAUCGUUAUAGUAGGCCCACUCCUUCUGGAUCGCAUAUUAUUUUCCAUCCAUAUUAAGAACAUGCGGCCAGUGCCAGUAUGUUUCAGACACUUGUUUCGGUUAAACCAUAGCGUAACGAAAUAAAUUAACGUACAUUGUCUUAAAUUAAUAUUUACUGAAUAAUACAACUAGUUAUUUAGCAGUUUGAGUUUGAUUUAUAGAUCAUAGUUUAUAUUGCAAUGGAUUUUUUACAUUAUUCCGAUUACGCACAAAUUUCUCAGCCACAGUCGUUACUUACCAAAAGGGGUAAUGCCGGUCCAAACUUAAACAAAAGACGGAAAAGUUCAAAUCAAGAUUUUUCUGCACCAUUGAAACAGAGAAGCCAAGCUAAUGCUAGAGAAAGGGAUAGAACUCACAGUAAUUACUGUUUCAGCGUAAACACUGCCUUUUCCACGCUCAGAACCCUGAUUCCUACCGAACCAAAAGACAGAAAAUUGAGUAAAAUCGAAACGCUCAGAUUGGCUUCCAGUUAUAUUUCGCAUCUUGGGACACAGCUAAUGGCAGGUCCAGUAGAUCAACCGUGUCUGAGAUUGCUCCAAAAUUUGACAGACGAUGAUAGUUCAAAUUCUGGACAUGGUAGUAGACAAGUGUGCACAUUUUGUAUAUCACAUAAAAAAUAUCCGAAACUACUUCCCCAAGAAGACUAUACCACAUGCCAAUCAUACGACUGUCAACAGAUGCUAUUGGAAUCACCACCUGAAUCUUUAUCGCCUAUUUUAAUAACCAGCACAGCAGAUUUGAAUAAAAUUUAUCAACACAAAUAGCUCAAUAUUUUUGGAAUAGGUUGUGGUGAACAAUUUGAUUUUCCUAAAAUUAUGGGUCCCAAAUUAACGAAUGAUUGAUUCAUCACCUACAUAAAUUUUGUUUCAAAAUAAAAUUUUGAUUUUAUAGCGAUAUAUCUUCCCAUAUAUUUGAUACUAAUGCGGAAAAGUUUUGUAAAUAUUAACAAUAAAUAGUUAUUUUUCAAUACUGUGAUCUUUCUAUUUUUCAAGCAAAGGUUUGAAUAAUGGUACCCACAACUCUAAAUGUUGAUACAAAUCUCAAAUACUAAAUAAGCAUUUGAAAACUUGAAAUUGUUUCCAAUAAAUAUAUAGAUUUGUUCCUUAACAAACAAGUCAUAACUAUGUACCAGCAUGAAAAUACUUUAGUCUCCGAUGACUCACAAAAAACGCUCGGCCCUAAUAAAAAAUAAUUAAAAACAAGAAUUCUGUUACGCCACAUUAAUUAAAAAUUUCAAUUAAACGGCUAUAAAAAAUAAUUAGGCCCAAAGCGCGGGCAUUGUUUAUAUCAAUCAAGUCAUUUUUCUUCCUACAAAUUCGACGUAAAUCAUUGUAAAAUUAAUAAGGCAGGCAGCUGCGACUAUUUCCACAAUCCAAGAGAAAACAUUUCGUCUACAUGGUUCACUUAAUUUGUUGCUUGGCUAUUUAUAGCGAAAUAUUAGUUAGUGAGUCAUGCUGAUAUGGAAGAGUCGAAUGCUAACAACGUGGAAUGGUACAAAAAAUAUCGUUCAAGUAAUUCAUAUAAUAUUCAAACAAAAAACAUAAUUAAUGCUGUUGUAAGAAUUAUUCAACAAUGUCUUGGCUAUUUUCAUGACAUUUCACCAAUAUAAACAGGAUGUCCGGAAUAACUUGAAGUAUAUGGAUAUUUUGGAAACCAUUGAAGACACAAGGUGGACUCCCGAAGACACUGCAAAACUACUACUAGAAACCCAUAUUUCAGAAUGUAAAAUCAUACACGCCGCCGAAAUCCCAGUGUGGCCCGACAACUGGACCCCAUUAUGGUAAACGGUCAUUCAUUUGGGCAAUAUGUACCUUCAAACCAUUUAAAUCCACAACAGUUGACGCAGUCAUUCCCGCAAUGCUUCAGUAGGUUCUGGUGGCAAUUAUUUCACACCUUUACGUAUUAUUCAAGGCCUGUCUUGUCCUAAAUACCCAUGAAGUAGAGAGAAGUUUAGGUCACCUUUACCCCUAAACCUGAAAAGGACAACAACUCUCAUCCUAAAUCAUACAGACCGAUUAGUCUAUAUUCGUUUCUCAUGAAAACCCUCUAAAGGCUAUG
Messenger RNA from Ceutorhynchus assimilis (cabbage seed weevil), 3700 nucleotides. Lineage: Eukaryota; Metazoa; Arthropoda; Insecta; Coleoptera; Curculionidae. The record is from the annotation of a GenBank genome assembly.